UUGUUUUACUGUUGUGACGUGACGUCAUUCGCGCGUUAAUUCAGCUUCAUCCACUUGACAGACGAGACUCAAAAUUCCCAAAUUUCUCGUUUUUUUGGCCCCUGUGUGAUCCUCCUGUAGUGAAAAGUGGUCUUUUAUAAGUAGAUUUGUUGGAAGAUAAGUGAUGUUAAAGCAGAAACAAAAUGGACCUCCUUACCAAAGCUGCCCAGUCUGUGUUUAAUGCUGAUAAUGAUGAAGAAUUGUGUGUACCACUGACACCAACCAAAGAUGUACAGCGUACUCCACCCAGAGGUGAAAGGGCAGCUUUUGCGGAACUCACGAAUACAAUCAACAUAUCGCCAGAGAAAUUUAGUAACUCACCGUUGCAAGCCUUGUUUAAUGCUCCUACUUUAUGUACCCCUAAAACAAAAGCGAGAAAUUUGAACAGUAUCAUAAAUUCAAAUGGUCAUUACUUCAGGUCUAGAAAUGUUGGGCGUAGUAGUGGAGGGAAGUCUGUUUCUAGUCCAACACCUAGGAUUGAGGUAGGAACACCCAAGCAAAGUGGUGCGUCACCUGGCUUACCAAAGAGUGGUGGGUCAAAGAGGAGUCCACUGACCCCAAUGACAAAUUUGAAACUGUUAACACGCAUUGCAUCAAUGGAGGAAUCCUUGUCCACAAGUAGUAAGAAAGUGUUAUUUGAAAAGGAAAAUCAAAAUCAGGAGGUAUCCUCAUCAAAAAGUGUUUCUUCCCACAACUCUGGUCUUUUGCGUCGUAGGUAUAACAGUGAAUGCUUAGGACAGAGUGAAAAUGACUUUCCCAAAGAGGCGAAGGGUGUGUUACGGAAGCAUCCCACGAGUGACAAUUAUCCACCACCUAGUUCCCCUGGGAAUCUGGUUCUUGAAGGAGUAGGACAAAUUUCUUCAGUAGAUGAUUCAGUCACUGCUCGUCCGCCUGAAGUGUCGAGGAAGGAUAAAUCAUUGGGACUACUAAGUGAAAAGUUUCUGGAGCAGUUUCCCCUUGAAGUGUCCUUUCUUGAAACUCCAAGACGACUAGUCAUUGACGAGGUGGCUUCUUUGCUAGGAACAGAACGACGUAGGGUCUAUGACAUCAUCAAUGUGUUGGAGAGCUUGAACAUGGCCACUCGUGUUCAGAAAAAUAUGUACCAGUGGACUGGAAGACUUCAUCUGGAAGAGACUCUUGGUAGGCUCAAAGCUUUGGGCGAAAAGUAUGACAUUGCUGCUCAACUCCAGGCUUUGAAAAAUGAAGACAGUAAUGAAUUUAAGGUUCCUCAACAAAUUAAGCUGACAAAACCUGGUGAUGCUGAGAGAACAGAAUUAAGGAAAGAAAACUCCCUCAGCAUUCUGUGUCAGAAGUUCCUCAUGAUAUUACUUGUCAGUCCACAGCCUCACAUAAUCUCCCUGGAUAAUGCCAUACGGCUUCUUGUUGGGGAAGCAGGUGAGAGUGGAGAUCGCUUGCGGGCCAGAGGAAGACGACUGUAUGACAUUGCCAAUGUCCUGACGUCACUUGGGCUAGUGCGCAGAAUACCUGCGGCUAAAGCUUUCCAAUAUAUUGGUCCAGCGGUGGAUCCUAUAGUUAAUGAUGAUGAUACUUUUGGAAUUAUGCAACGAAAUUCACUACUACCCUCUCGCCGCAUGGUGAAUAGCGAAUCCAAAGAAAACAUCAACAAUUAUGGUGAUCAUGAAGUGACACCUUCUGAUGUUGCUCCUCCCGUCCAGAAAAGAGGACGUCCCAGGAAAUUAGCCACAGCUUUCACAACUUCUACUCUACCAGCACCUAAAAGGUCCAGACUUCAGAGAACACGAAGUGAAGAUGUCAUCUCCAACCCGAAAAAGUUAACCCGGAAUCCUUCCUUACACGACAUAUGCCAGGUGGCAGAGGUGGAGAGAGAAAAACUUCUAAAGGAGCAGCAGUCUUGUCGAUCUCAGUCUAGCGAUGGUUUUGAAUCAGGUUGUGAAAGGGCAAAGAGAGUUUUCUCUUUUGAUGAGAAUGUGGUGCUUCCAAACAGUGACUUCCGACCCAUUUCAUCGGCAUGGUCAUCGUCAAUUUUGCAGUGUCGUUUGGCCAAGCGUGCAAAGAUACCCAUCGCUCUUACUUUCCAAAACCCAGAAGAUUAUGGGGCUGAAGGGGAAAGACAUUUAAACUCUCAGUUUGUUCCAAAUCCCAAGGAGAAUGCUGUAAAAAGUUUGAAUGGCAAGAUUGUGAAUAUGCAAAAAUCAAACAACAGUGUUGCCUGUCUUCACCCUAAGCCUGUGAAAGGAUCAAUGGAUCUUAAAAGAGACUCCUCAGGAUCAUAUAAAAUGCCUCUAGUCAAGAGAUGCCCGACCAUUACUGCACCACAACCCCAGAAUGCUGUUCAGCGGCCAUCUAGUCAGAGUUAUAUGAAUCAGGUGCAAACCAAAAGUCCCGUUAUCAUUGUAAAAGGGGGUGCUGUUGCGGCCAAAAGCUUCAGUCACUCUCGUGUUGUUCCUGUCGGUGACUCUAUUUCACAGGGCACGCAGGUCAUCAAGGUCAUCACGAAGACAUCUGGUUCGAAAGAGCAAGAUGCAUCAACAGUUAUGACUGUGCUACCUGCCAACCCCUCAGGAAAACCCUUUACUAUGCAACCUAAACAGAUCCGAAAUACUAGCGGUUGCUUUCAGCAAGUAUCCGAAGGGAUAUAUACUAAUGGACAAAAGAUCACCGUGAGCUCCUCUUCCAGUCUGCUGGGCCCCGAUGGGAGUAGUGUAAGGCGAAAUUCAGCAGAAGGAAAGACGCCCAGUUCAUUUGUUGUGUUUACUGUCUCUGAUAAUCAGGCAGGUCAAAGGACCUUAUCGAAAUUGCCAAAGGGUGAUGGAUUUUCAGUGUCACUUCAUAAGCCCUCUUGUGCAAAUAAUGUCAACCAGGCUAAAGUUGGUGAACACUUCAGCAGUGGUAUUUCCUUAUUAACAUCUGCUCCUCUUCACCUCACAAGGAAGGUGGAACAAGUGUCAUCAGUUGAUGGAGACUGCGAGAAUAGACAGCAGCCAGCCGCAUUAGUUAAUAGGAAUAAUUUGAGUGGUGGUACCUCCUGGCAACCGUCUCCUGAUGGUUCAAGCACUGAUAGUGAAUUAGAACAGAUCUUUGGAGAUCCUUUCAGUUUUGCACGUCCAAAAGCCCUCGUCCCUUCAAAUGUGAAAUCUCAGUCUCUCAAUGAUAAGAGUUGACUUCUUGAGCACCAGAAAAAUGCAGCUGGAUACCAAGCUGAAACCUGAUAGUAUGGUGACAUAAUGGAAUGGUGGCUUUAAAUUCUGGUUUGCAAUGGUUGGAUUUUUAUUUUAAUAAAUAUGUUGCUUGCUAACUCUGGUAAGAAGUCUACAUAAAAUUAAUCUGUUAAUUACAAAUUGUGCAUGAAAUAUAUCUAAUAUAACAGUACAUACUGAACUCUUUGGAAACCACUGUUCAUAAAAGAAAUUCUAAGUUUGAAGAUCAUAUGUUAAGAUUUGCCCUUGUUGAGUAGAAUGUUUGAUAAUUUAUUAUCUUAAUCACAGAGUCCCUAUAUCUUCAAAAUAACUAAAAACAUAAGGUCCAAAUAGGUGCAGUUUUGGAUUAUGCAGCCAUACCUGCAGUACAUUGGGUGAUUUAAGGAUUUCACAUUACUGCCUUUUGACAUUAUUGAAAGUGUUUGGUUGUUGUUUCAAGUGUGUGCACUUGAGAACUAUUUAACUUUGUUCUUACAUUGCUGUAUCCUUUAAUUGCUUAAGGGAAUUUCCUAGAUUUGUUAGACUUGUUUCUUGCCAUGAAAGAAUUUCCAAUUUUUUGCCAUGAUGGAAUUUCCAAUAUACUUUGCAUAUUUUACUCUUCGGCACUGAAUUCUAUUAUUACUGCUCUGUUUAGUUCAAGAGAGAAAUGAAACCACCGAUAUCUCUUGAGGAUGUUACCUGCUUGCCUCUUGACCAUUUUGAUUGGCCUGUGUGUAUGUGUAAUAUACAUAAUCCAAUACUUUUGUGUUAUGUUAUAUGGUUGCUGAGUGUGUGCAUAUUUUAUGCUGCUCUUCAUAGUCAGUUACUUGUUAUAUAUACAUGUUUUAACACUUCUAUCUCUUAUUGUGUAUCUUGGUUUUUAAUGCCUUACCUUGAGGGCAAUUAAAUUGCCCAUACCUCAAAAUGGUUAUUUCAGAACUGAGUACUUAUUCUUAUGAAUGGGCAUUCAUUUAGCUUUUUUAUUUUCUAUAAAAAAAGGAAGCCUGUCCUUUGUAAUAGAUAUUUCCAAAGCCCCACACACAAAACACAGUGGACUGCAGAAAUUUUGAAGGUUUCAAAUGAAAGUGGAUUUGCUCUUUUCAUAAAAGAGGGGUAAGUAUGUGUCUGAUAAGGAUCUUUCUCUUAUGCAUCACAUGGUAGCUU
Macrobrachium nipponense is the source of this 4361-nucleotide messenger RNA. RefSeq lists its product as uncharacterized. Gene Ontology annotation, cellular component: RNA polymerase II transcription regulator complex. The record is from RefSeq and is a predicted model, not a curated record. NCBI's taxonomy places the organism in Eukaryota, Metazoa, Arthropoda, Malacostraca, Decapoda, Palaemonidae. Gene Ontology annotation, biological process: regulation of transcription by RNA polymerase II. Gene Ontology annotation, molecular function: RNA polymerase II cis-regulatory region sequence-specific DNA binding; DNA-binding transcription factor activity, RNA polymerase II-specific. Bases 183 to 3182 code for a protein of 999 amino acids. The transcript has 14 exons.